Molecule: messenger RNA, 654 nt
Organism: Naumovozyma dairenensis CBS 421
Lineage: Eukaryota; Fungi; Ascomycota; Saccharomycetes; Saccharomycetales; Saccharomycetaceae
Gene: BNS1
Product: Bns1p
Exons: 1
Coding region: 1-654 (217 amino acids)
Source: RefSeq, a predicted model, not a curated record
AUGACCACGUCUGUAAACUUCAAUUCAAAUAUAAAACAAACACCUUCACUAGCCUCAAAUAAUACAAAUGCAGCAAAUGUUAAUUCUUCCGAGUUCGCUCCAAUCAUCAAGAGCACACUUGAGAAACCACAUGGUCAUCAACCUCAAUAUUACAAGCAUGAGAACAAACCUUUAAUAUCCAGUUCAAAAUCUAACAUACUGUUACACACUUUUCCAAAAGACAAAUUUCAUACUUUCAAAAAAUUCUCUAAUAAUAAUAACUUUGAUGAAACUAAUAAGGAAAACCAUUAUACCCAUUUACCAAUAGGCACAAAUACAAGCAUAAAUUCAUUACAUAAAUCAAUAUUCAAGAAACAUACAUUCAAUACAUAUAACAGCAAGAUAUCAAAUGCACAAUUGAAAAAAUUAAAUUCAAUCAAGAUGAAUAAUAAGUUUUUUUCACCUACUGAUAAAUUAUUAUCACCAUGUUCACAAAAACUAAAUGAUCAUAAAUCAAAAUUGUUUGUUAAUAAAUCAAAUCCAACUAAAUUAAAUUUCGCUUUAAAUAAAAGAAAUAUGAAAAAGACUAAUACUAUUAAUAAUAGCGAUAAUGCUACUACUAAUAAUAAUGAUGAUAUCUUAAUGACUGGUUCAGAUGAAGAUGAAGACUAUUGA